GCGAGCGUGGCUGGGAGCGUGUAGUGUACUGUGUGCUCCCGUGUGGGUCGCGCCCUUCUACGUGCGAUGUUUUCGACGGUGUUUACGUGUGUCAUCUCAUCUGAGUCCUAGUGUGUGUGUGUGGUUGUGACGGCGUGUGGAUAGUGCGUACUUACGAUCGCUAUGGAAGCCUUCAAUGACUUGCAGCGCCACUGGGCUAAGCGAUUUCCCCACUCGAAACUUUCGCUGAUAUGGGAAGAGGACCUACGCACCCUGUUGUCGACGCACAGGCAGCGCGUCGCUCAACUCCGAGAGGAACUCGAGCAAGAGGAGUUUCUGGUGCAGUAUUUUGAAAGGUACCUGUCGGAUGCUGAACGUGUCAAGCGAUCGUCGUCGCGAGACAACACCGGCGACAGAAAAGCCGGGUCUACAAAUGGCGACAGCCCGCGUAACAGCAACGGCGUCGGAACUUCAAACGGAUUGCCCGAGGCGGCGGCCGGCGUUACGUCAUCGACAUGCGAAAAAGCGGCAAGCUUGAAGCGCGACAAAGCUGCCAGCAGUGCGGAAAGUCAGUCAGCGCCCGUUAACGGCACUACCGAUGAGCACGGAAAGCCGUAUGUGACCGUGAUCGCCGUGAGUGGGUUUACGCGCUCGGCCAGCUCCGAGAGAAGCGGCUCCUCCGCAGCGGCUGCGUCCACCGGCUCUACAGCAACUACGCAGGCUGCCGCUGAAACGCAGGAGCUGAGACGCCGGAGGAAGCCACCGACGCCGCCUCCUAAACGUGCCAAGUGGCCGCCGCCUUCCGCCGUUACACAGCUGGCACAAAACGACGCGGCAGCGACAUCGGACACUGCCGAGCCCGUCGCUGCCACCGUGCCACCGUCAAAUGAUGGCCCGAGCCAAAGCGAACCCGCUGCUUCCAGGGCUCAAAGCGACGUUCCGCCUGCGUUCAGUACUUUCCGACCGGCCAGCCAGCUAGCUAGCGCUCCGUCCCAUCCGCCGCCAGCCAGACCACACGGAUACCCGCAGCCCCUGCGCGAGGCACCUCCUCCGCCCACCGCGCCGGUAAUCGAGUCGACGGACGACCAAGAUGGAUACGACGUCAUCUACGACACAGUGGCCCUGGACGACGAAGUGUGCUCGUCCAAGGGCGCCGACGAAGAGGACCAAGGUUCGAGUCCCGAGCCGGAUUACGUGGAGUUCGGCAAGCUGGAGAGGCCGCGCGCCGUGAGGAGCGCCUCCGACGACGCUGGAGGAGGCAGCGUGCCCAGUCCCGUCGCGUCGUCGUCCGCGACGUACGAGAACAUGGCGCUGCUCGUGAAGGCCUCGGAGUCAAUGGACUCGGAGGAGGACGACGCGGCGUCCAUGCUUCGCUCGAUGUCGAGCGACGCGGAGCUGGACCAGGACGCUGGCACCGCGACCACCGGGAGCGACCACAGUGGUAGCGGCGGCCGCAGCGCCGAUCUGCACCGGUGCAAAACUGAGGAGCAGCUUGACGUCGACUCCGGUGUGUACAGCAGCUCCGUGGAGUCUGCAUCCUUCCUCAGUACUGGCACGCCCCCAGCAAGGAAGAAGGGCUCCAGGGACAGUGAGCAAGAUGAGUCUGCCCAGGAGGCUUCCCCAUCGGAGGCAGAGAUGCUGACCAUGUGCAAGUGCAUCGUGAGCAGCAUCAUCGAAAGUGAAACGGCAUACGUGGACUGCCUCGACACCCUUAAUCAGUACGCUCGUGCCCUGACCAGCGCCAUCGGAACGAACCAGUCAGUGUUGUCCAAGGAGGAGAUCGACACUAUCUUCUACAAGAUUGAGCAGCUCCAUGAGACGCACAAGAACUUCCGGGAUGGCCUGCGCAGGAACUGCGAGAACUGGGAUGCCAAGCCAACAAUCGGCGAGAAUUUUAAGUUCCUGGCAAGUCGCCUUGAAGUUUACAAGCUGUUCUUGGAGAACUAUUCCAAGGCCAUUGAGACUGUGCGGCACUGUAACGCAUCAAACUUGAAGUUUGAGGAGCUGUUCAAGAACAUCAAGUUAAACACAUCAAAAGGACAGCCAGCAACACUAGAAGAUUUGCUCCACAAGCCAGUGGCGAGGGUGCAGAAAAAUGCACUGGUGCUUCAUGACCUUCUUCACUACAUACCUAGCAGCCAUCAUGACUACAACAACCUCAGGGCAGCGCUAAAGCUCACGCAGCGGUUCCUGAAUGAACUCAAGCUCAACUCACCAGAAAGCAUGUUCCCGCAUCAAGACAGGGCUCCUAGGCAUGUCGUGAAAAACAGCUUUAUUGUGGAAUACUCCGAGGGACACCGGAAGCUCAGGCACCUUUUCCUCUUCAAUGACGUCAUUGUCUGCGCCAAGUACAAACCUUCCAGCAGGCAAAAGUUUACUUUUGAGGUCAAGUGGUACAUCCCUCUUAGCCUUGUUACCCUCAUUGAUGCCACUGGAGAAAUGGAGCCCAUCAGGGAAGACAACAAGGUGAAUGUAUGCCAACUGCGGUCACGAACGAGCACAUUGAGAGAUGCUGUUGCAAAGGAAGAGAGAGACAAUGCUAAGCUUGGAAAGCCACCAGGUCGUAACUUGGAACGAAAUCGAAAGAAACUCAGCGAACUAGAGGCACAAUUGGUUCUGCAUUCUCCAAACCUGCCAUUUAAGAUUGGCUUCAAGAACACCAAAACGUACAACUUCUUCCUCUCGUCAGAGUUUGAGCGAUCCCAGUGGAUUGAGGCCAUCAACCACCUGCACAUGACAGCCCCGCAGGUUGUCACAACACCCAGCAUUCUCGAACUGCAGAGCUGCAUCACAUCAGCGAGAGGGUGCAUGGGAACCAACAUGGGAUCUUUCCUGACGAGAACAGCCAAAGAUGAGGACCUGCUGUUUGGCGACCUUCUCAUCACUGUCCACAACUUGCAGGGGCUCACAACGCCUUCAGACAUUUACAUUUGCUUUGAAGUAGACUCCUAUGGGCAUUUCUUCAAGAAAGCCAAAACGAAAAUAUGCCAGAACACAAUGGAACCAAACUUCAACCAGGAAGUUGUUAUUGAUCUGGAUGGAUCACAAACACUCCGAAUACUUUGCUACGAGGAGCAAAUUAAGAAUGGCACAACCAUGACUGAGCUGCGGGGAAAGGCUGCCUUUGAGAUGAGUCGUUCCUGGCUCACGGACAAGUACCAGGAGAAGUCGUUCAGUCUGCAGGACUUCACACUCAACCUCAGCAUAAAGUACAACUCUUCAGAUGUUGGUCUGCAGAGGGUUCCGUCAUGUAAACCCGUUGGAUCUUUUGGAGUAAAGGUGCAACAGGUUUGCAAGAAGGAAAAGAGUGCAGUGCCGUUCGUGAUCACCACAUGUGUCCGGGAGGUUGAGCGUCGAGGUAUCAACGAAGUGGGGCUCUACAGAGUGUCUGGCUCUGCAUCAGACCUUCAGAGGUUGAAGAGGACAUUUGAAAAUGAUCCCUACGAAGCUGAGCAACUACUCAAAGAGGUGGACAUCAACAAUGUCACAGGUUUAUUGAAGCUAUACUUGCGAGAGCUUCCAGAGGCCCUCUUCACCGAUGCUCUCUAUCCAAAGUUCUUCGAAGCAUUUAGUAAACAUGACCAAGAAGAAAAGAAAAACAUGCUCCUGAGCCUCUUCAGCAAACUUCCAGAAGUAAACCAAAAUGUCACAGUGUUCCUGAUCGAUCACAUGGUGAAGAUCAACUCCAACGAAGCACAGAACAAGAUGUCCCUUCACAAUUUGGCUACCGUGUUUGGGCCAUCCAUAAUCCGUCCCUGCAGUGGUGCGGUUGGCCAGAGCCCCAGCGACCUCCUCACCACCAGCACCGUCGAUGUCAUGGCACAGGCUGGUAUCCUCUACUUCUUCUUGCGGAGGAGGGCAGCGGGCCUCUCCCUCACCUUAGAGAGUCGAGACGCAUCUCCUACCGAAGCAUGAAGAAGUGUGAAGUGUGUGUGUGCAUUGUUUCCCUAGCAUUCUCUUGGCAAGCAAGAACAAUGAAAAGCCUGCUUGGCAAAAUGCAGCUAUGACCACGUCUGUGUUGACAACGAGCCGUCAAGGCAAAAGCCACAAACCUAGUUGCGUUUCACCAUAACGCUUUUGGGAACGUCAUCUGCUGUGAAGCUGUCGCGUAUUGAGCAAGCCUGUGUUGGUCAACUACAGAUUUUUUAUUUGUGUGUGUGCGUGUUUGUAUGUGUGCGUGCGUGCGAGGCUUUGUGUUUUAUAUAAAUGGUGGACACUUGGCAACUUGUACACUCAACUGAGAGUGCAUGGCAAUGGUGCGGUAUGCGCGCCUCUCCAAACAAUUGAAUACGGCCUUUUGACAAUGCACUUGCAAUGUGGUGCAUGUAAGUGAAGCACUGCAGCUCUGUACAACGCAGGUUUAAUCUACUUUACAGUCUGCAGCAGUGUUACUUGAGUGAAUAAGGCGAAUAGUUUAUUGAAGCUUCUUAAGGGAAACGAGGCACUUUAAAAAAAAAAAAGCAGGAGAAAAAGGAUCCACAGUGAAUGGUCCUUUAGUUGAAUCAAUGUGACUUGGUUGCCAGCCAGUGAAUAAUGUAUAGUUCUGCCGAUUCCCUAUACUUUGUACCCUAAGCACUCGCUGCAAUAUUUGGCCUACAGUGCUGAUUCUUCCUGAUAUAGCCUCCUUCUGGGGACCUGUCCUUGUACUGCUUUGUGGAGUUUUCUUUUUUUUUGUGACAUCACCACAUAAUCCCUUGGUGCCAUUCAAUCCAGCCACAUCAACCAGCAAUGGCUGCAACACAUCUGUACAUCUUUGCCAAAAAUUCCAAAGCCACUGCGCCAGUGACUAGAUCUGUUGUUGGGCCCCAUUAUAGGGUGCUCCGUAGCUGACCGGAGUUAUGAAUGCCAUUUGUCUCACUUCUUGUGGCUCUCAUUCAACCAGGGUUCUACAGAGAACCCAACAAGUGGCCGGACAACUGACCUAGUCACACAUGGAGUGCCUUUGAAACUUUUGACAAAGACACUACCUCUUCUAGCCUAGUGGUAGUGAAUUCUACAUGGCUAAAGUAAGGAAUUAGUGUGUUGUCACUGCAGUCAUCAUGGCAGUGGCUGUCCAGGCAUCUGCAGUGCCUAGUUUGAGCAGCAGCGUAGUGGCACAUAAGGCGAGCAAUUGUCUUUUUGCUUAAGUGCACAAAGUUUGCUGCUAUAACAAAGCACAUGUUACUGUGUGGCUGAACCAGCUUUACGGUGUGUCUAUUUACCUAGUCUACAAUUACUGUUGCUGUUACGUUGAAGUGACUGUGGGCCAACAGCUCUUACCUCUGUUUUAUGUACCUAACGUCCGAGCUCUCACUCACUUCGUUCAUGUUAUGUUUAAGCCAGAACUAUUGUGAUCUUUGUCAACCUGAGUGUAUUUCUGGCAUGCUUCUUAGGUUCUUUAUGAAACCAUCAUGUUACUGUUUUAAUUGUUCACUUAUUUCUUUCAUGCAUUUCAAACAGAUUGUCAGAAUUUGUGGACCACGGGCCUUUUUUUUAGAUUUCUUUACAGGACAAUCUGUGUUUUAUAAAUGUGCGAACUUUAUUAUAUUGUGUGACAGAACAUUUCAUUAAUGUCGUUUUACACAGGCCUGUUUUGUCAUUAGGUUUUCCAGUUCCUUUCAAGGAUGAGAUGUUUUUGCUGAAACGCUAUCUGCUCUGUUUUUUUGUUUGCCUCUGUCUUUUUGGUUCUCCCUUGCUCUGCAGAUUAUCACAGCUAAUUGGGAUAGCAUUCCAGUAGUGGGACAUCCAUGCUAUAAAAUUUCCUAGAUACAUUUAUGGAUCAGCCUCUAUGUUUACAUUUGUGCGAGUGUUUCCUAGGGUCAUUGCAUUGAUAGCUGAUGUGCGUAACUGACCAAAAUGUGGCUUGUCGACUUCCUUGCUCAUUUUAAACAGCACCAAAGCUACGCUUUUGUCUUUCUUAAUGUUCCAAGAACUACUGCCAACUUUUAGUAACUGCCUAGUGGAGUAUUAUUGCUCAGGCCAGGAGUGGUUCUUCCUACAAGAGGUUUUAUAUUACAAAGGUAAUUUCAGAUGACAGUGUGGUGUAGCUGAAUUAUGACUUUGAAGUGCGAUAAGUUUGGCUACACCUCACUGCACUUGCAGCAUCCCUUAUAACAAAUAUAAUGAUGCGCCGUUGUAUUUUUAUUGACAAACAGUAUUCAUGUGGUUUUUUUUUUCCAGUGGUAGUUCUUAUUUCGUUUUUAUUCUUUAGUUUUACGACUACUGCCAAAUAAUACCACCUUGGGUUAAGUAGGAUGGUGUGCUGUUUAUUGCUUUUAGCAUGUAAUCGCGCUGCUAUCCAAUGAAAUCAUUGUAUGCAUAACAGCACUAACUAUGUUGUGUGUGUGCCCUUUUGCUGUUUGUAAAUAACCGGUGUAGAGAGUUUUACACUGACUUUUUGUACAUUUGCAUGUCUGGCUUGCUCGAUGAUGUCUCAGGCAUCGUACCUUGUAUAUUUUUCUUUCACUUUUGUACUAGAAUUGCGCAGAUAGCAUGUUCUUGUAUGUUUACAAUGAUGAUGUCAUGAAAGCAGCAAUUACUGUGACAUGCUUAUGAAUGCACACUUGUUAUGUUUGGAUGUACUGCGUGUAUUAGUUUAAUCUGACUUUCAAGCACUCUUGUAUUAUAGUGCUCAGAAUGCGAGUUUGUAUUCAAUAUACUACUUUGGAACUGUUUACAUAUGGCCGUUCACAAGUGCUUCUGUCACAGAGACUACAUAAACAUCAACAGACUACUACAUAAAAAUGCCACAGAGUCGCGUCGCGUCUUCUUCAUUACCUAAGCAAAGGCAGUGGUAUGAAGGCCCUCGACAUUUUUAUGUCAGAUUAAAGGGUGUCGUGUGUCGCUUUAAUCUGCUGCCAGAUGUAUAAGCUGGAAUUUUUCUUAUAGUAAAUGCCAUUUAAUUUGUAGACGAAGUUACUGCACUUUGUUUCCAUGGCAACGAAUGAGCAAAUUUGUACUUGAAACAAGGCAUGGGCAUUUCAUUGAGGUAUGGACAUGUCCGCUUGGUUUAGUGUAUUAUGCUUUGAAGAACUUUUUCGGUAAAAUCUCCAUUCAAUUUUUUUUUUUAUUUGCAAGACCCAUUAAACGCAUAAAUCAAAUAGGUUUUUUUCUGUAUCUUUUUUUAAUUUCAACUAAGAACAGCGUGCCAUUCUGCACUGAGAAACAUCACUGCAGGUGUACCUUGCUUUUGAAGAACCAAGCGUGAAUAAAAAUCCUGUAGUAUGCUUUCACAUCAUAUCUUGGCCACCUUCAACAGCAUAGGCGGUGGUUUUGUUCAAUAUACAGGGCAUUCACAAGCAAGUUGCAUUGCAGCUUAGUUCAAUACAAUUUGACAGAGGUCAGUUAGCAGUGAAAGUGGUGAAUUACCUCCUUCAUUUACAGUUAGGGUGUAGAAUGAUAAUCUGUCGAAUUGGGCAGAUCAAUUGAGAGAAGUGAUUACGAGGGGGCCAGCAGUCACGAAUUUUAAGUUGGUGCUUGAGCCGUGCCUUUUCCGACAUAAAAACAAAAGCAAGAAAUAACACAAUGUGCCCUGCUUCCAGCUGUUCAGCUCGCAUGCAAGAAAAGCCAGCAAGGUUCUCAUGAUGCCAUGAUAUGAGAGCUUCUCCAGUGCAAACUGUACAGCAACAUUAGAAUUCAGUCACUUUCUGGAAUAGACAUUUAUUUACCUGUUGAAUGCACGAUGUGACCUUGCUCUCGCACAUAUGCUCAAGGUUUGUGCCUUGACUGCCAUCUCAAUGUUGUGAAAAUUUUUGGAAAUGUGCACACCUAAUUUAAACAGUAGUGUUAGAACUGUAGGGCAAGGCCGAGUGGUCACUUGUCACAAGUUACAAAAUUAUUAUGAACAGAAAAAUACAGUGUGGGAAUGCAAAUGAAGCACUGUGGACAUGACUACAGUUAUAAUGUCAGGUAGUGAAUGUUAGCUUAGAAGUAGUCAUAAAUCAUCAACCAUCACAACUAUUACGAGAGUGGACAAGCACUGAGUUAUGAGCAUAGUGCAAACAUGCGCACUCAGCCACAUUCUGAUGUGUUGAAAAACUUCAGUGCAACACAGAAAGGACACAUUGUGGGAAAAUUUGGCGAAUAGCAUUUUUCAACUAGAUUGCAGGAAUCCUAAUUGCAGAAAAGUAUGCAUAUAAGGAAGCAAUAACAGUUGACUGUUUUUAAUUGUGGCAUGUGGAAUAAGCUGGCUGCCAUAUACGAAAAUGAUUUCAUAAGCAAGAGAGGUUUAAGAAAUAAUAACCAGAGAGUAAUCACUCAGGUGAUUUGGAUCACUCUUGUAAUUCAACAUCAAGCAUGCUCUUUGUUAUUAGGAAUGAUGUAAGUAUAAGUGUGAAUACCUGUUUGCAUUAGGAAUGAUCUCCUAGUAAGCUUCUAGAUGACAGUUGGUACUUAUCACUUUUUUUCCUCAUCUUAUGUCCUGUCUGUGUUGCACUUAAGAUUUACCAUAUGUCUAGCCAGCUCUCCGACACUCAUACGCUUCUGCACUCUGGUGUCCUUGUGUGAUUAGAAUCAAGUAGAUUCUUUGUAGUAAUGUGAAUGGCCCUACUUCACUCUUUUAUUUGCCUUCAGUUUUCUCUUUGUAGGUUAAGCAUCAAAGUUGCGGGUCAUUUAAGGAACUCAUCACACAAGUACACAUGAUUGCUUUGUGUGACAAUUGGGCCGUAAUUCGGUACAUUCAAGUACAUGCAUUCAAGUACAUGCAAGUGCCUCAUGAGAAUGUCUCAUGAGAGUGCUUUGAAGAACAUUCUUCAGGGGACCACACUAGCUCCACGCUCACUUCAUUAACAGUUGAUCAUCACAUUUUAGGUUUUAUUUGAACCUUGCUGCAUUAUGUAGCUUUCAGGGACCAGAGUGCAAUUUUUAAACUGUGCUUUGCCUAAUGUCUUUUCUCUAAUAAAUUACAUUGUUGCCAGUGCAAGCCCAAUUUACACUAGUAACAGUACAGUUUGCAAAAGAAUUUGUAUCUUCAGGGCGUUUUUUUUGUGUUUUUUUGUAGGGAAGAUGUCGUAGUGUAGAGGAUAAGAGCAAAUGUUUCAGGAGUGCUUUUCUAAUUAAAUAUGUGCAGGGACAGAAACUGCUUGACUAUGGCCUGAUGUCUGAUACUAAUAUGAUGUGAAGCACCUCGUCUGUGAGGUUUUCAGUAUUUCAAACCUUGUGCAUUUCAUGCCAUCAUCCAUGACUAGUGUCCGCAAUGUAUAUGUCAAACUGGAAAAGCUGACUCAAAUCUGACACAGUGAGGUGGGCUGUAUUCCUUUACUUUAAAUUGACCUUCUUGCGAGUUCCACUUGCAACACCUCUGUUUGCAUCAGAGAUGCGGCAGCUCUGUGUGCUUGUGCUUAAUCGGACUUUAUUACUCUCUCUUAGAGGGCGCCACAUAAUCUAACCAUGUCCUGCCGCAGAAAGUGUUGUGCUGUAGUGAUCGUUUGUAAAUAGUUCUGACUGUGAAGCGUGCGGUGCGUACAUGAUGUGGUGAUGGGAGUUUUUGUACAUAUAUUCAUUAAUAAAGCCCAUGGACUGUU
Messenger RNA from Dermacentor albipictus, 9479 nucleotides. RefSeq names its product Rho GTPase activating protein at 1A (gene RhoGAP1A). The record is from RefSeq and is a predicted model, not a curated record. Gene Ontology annotation, molecular function: GTPase activator activity; guanyl-nucleotide exchange factor activity. Gene Ontology annotation, biological process: positive regulation of GTPase activity; signal transduction. Lineage: Eukaryota; Metazoa; Arthropoda; Arachnida; Ixodida; Ixodidae. Gene Ontology annotation, cellular component: membrane.